AUGACAAAAAGCAGACAGUGUGUUUUUAUGAAACCGUUGUUAACGCACAGUUAUCCACCACUAACGGCAACAUUACCAACGUGUUUUUUACCUAUAGCAAGUCUUUUGACGACACGCGAACAACGAAAUUGGCAUCGUGAUAAUUUAAAUGGUAAUGAAUUAUCAGCAUCAGCUAUUACAUCGAAAAAUCAUCAUCAUCGUCAAGAUCCUGUUUUAAAAUUAAUCGAUGUUGAUGUCUCAUCAUUAAAUAAUGAAAUUUCUGAUAAAACACAACUAAGUAAUUUCGAAUAUAACCAUUAUAAUGAUAAUCAUACAAGUGUAAGUUAUUUAUUCUUCAUCGAUUUUUUAAAAUAAUGUGAUGGUUUAAUUGUAACAUACUAUCCAUAUAGAAGUUUUCCUUGAGUAUGUGAUGCAAAUCGAGAGUAUAUGAUCUCCUUCAGUGAACUAAACUAAAAAGCAAUGGAAAGAUGUACUUUUGAAAAUUUUUAAAUACUAAAUAAUUUCUACUUAAAAAUGUAGUAGAAUCAUUGAGUUUCCAACAUUUUCAUAUAAAUGUUUCAAAAAUGGAUAAUUUACAUAUCUAGUCUAAAUUCAUAAAUCUUAAAUUUCUAAUAUUUUCUUCUAAAUUUGGUAAAACUUUAUUUUUGUAAUUGACAAAUAAACUUUUAUCUACGAUGUCAUCAGUCUAAAAACAUUUCGGUAGUGGGUUAAUUUAUGAAAGUGACUUUUCAUCUAAAAGGAAAUGGUGCGGGCAUAAGGUCAUUUACCGUUCCUUAAUAUUUUUUG
Molecule: messenger RNA, 786 nt
Organism: Didymodactylos carnosus
Lineage: Eukaryota; Metazoa; Rotifera; Eurotatoria; Philodinida; Philodinidae
Source: the annotation of a GenBank genome assembly